UCGCUAAUAUUCUCUGUUCUUGUUUGGAAGGAAAAGAUUUAAAUUUUGCUUGUGAACUUUUAAAAAAUUGUCAGGCCAUGAUAGAAAAGAAAGGAUAUAAUUUAGCAAAUUGCCCUGAUUUGCAG
Messenger RNA from Ambispora leptoticha, 125 nucleotides. The record is from the annotation of a GenBank genome assembly. NCBI's taxonomy places the organism in Eukaryota, Fungi, Glomeromycota, Glomeromycetes, Archaeosporales, Ambisporaceae.